AUGCAUGCAAUUAGAGAAAAGAAGAAAACGGAAGUGAAGUCGGGGACACUUGACCCAGAAUGGGACGAGACGCUGAAAUGGGAACUUGGCUCGAAAGCCCCGCGAGCAGAUGGAUGCAUCGACAUUACAGUAAAAGACUACGAGAGAAUUGGAAAGAAUAAGGUCCUGGGAAAAGCCACCAUCGCGCUGCGCAACCUGAUCCACGCGACCCCAGGGACGCCCAUCGACUAUGAGUUGGGACUACUUGACGCCCAGGACUCUCCCACUGUGGGCACGCUCACGCUUAAAGUUUCGUACACCCCGCCGCCAGGCGCUGCGGGCGCUGUUAGCGGAGGGCCCACCGUAGGCGCGAUGGCAGCCCGGAGCGCGGCCGUGACCUCGGACCUAGCAGACGGUGAGGAUCAAAGCACCGGGGGCACUGACCUCCCGAACGGUUUACCUGCCGAGAGAAGCGGCAGGAAGCGAGACAAAGUCAAAGCCGGGCUUAAGCGUAUCACGGGACUUAAAGCCAAAGGCCUUAAAGACUCAAGGAUUGCUGCUCCUGCCGAAGGCACGCAAGCGGCGGCGGGCGCUGGUGCCAUGAUGCCCCAGAUGCCACAGCAGCGCCAUCGUGACCGACUCUCCAACGUCAAGACUAAGUUCCAGGUGCGCGUGCGCGUGGUCGAGGGGCGGCGCCUGAUGGGCGGCAACAUGAACCCCGUGUGCCGCGUGUCCCUGGACGGCGACGCCAAGCAGACCCGCGUCCACAGGGGCACCUCCAGCCCCUGGUUUGACGAGAUCUUCUUCUACCAGCUCGAGAAGCUCCCCAGUGAGCUCCUGGAGGAUUUCCUUGAGUUUAAGGUCUGCAAUUCUAGUGGCAUUCGCUCCACGACCAUCAUUGGCGCCUUCAAGUGCGAGGUGGGCAUGGUGUACGACCAGCCCGAGCACGCAGUCGUCAACCGCUGGCUCGUCUUGGCCAACCCGGACGAACCUACGCCUACUGUGCAAGGAUACCUGAAGGUGAGCGUGGCCGUCUUGGGCCCAGGUGACGUGUGCCCUGACCUGACUGCCUCGCGCACCGACCAGGACGACGUGGAAGCCAACCUGCUGUGGUCGGCCGGCGUCCACCUGCAGCCGGCGACCUUCACGCUCACCGUCUACUGCGCACAGAACCUCCCGCGAAUGGACGCAGGGACGAUGCAGACGCUGAAGGAGGUGCUGGGGAUCGGGAAGGCUUCCAAGGAGCUCGUGGAUCCCUACCUCCUGGCCUCCUACGCCGGCCGGGAAGUCCAGACCAAGAUCAUGUACACGAACGAGAAUCCGGAGUUCCGCCAGGAUCUGCACAUGGGCUUCCUGUUCCCGUCCAUGUGCAACGUCAUUCGCGUGACGCUCAAGGACUGGCGCGUCCUCCUGGCACUGCACACGCACGUGGGGUCGUAUCCGCCCGCGCCCUCGACCGCCAUUGAUAACGACGCCUUCAAUGCCGUCAGGAGGUACCGGGGAACGAGGAGGUUCAUGCUGAUGUGCCAGCUGGCGGGGGCAUGGCUCCUGGAGGAGGCGGGGAGGCCCCUGGAGAUCGAGGUGUCCAUCGGCAACUUCGGAAACAAGCUUGAGAACACCAUGCUGCCUUCGCCCUCGUCCACGCACCCUGCCAAUCCGGUGUUCGAUGGCUGCAAGUAUUACUUCCUGCCAUGGGGCGACGCCUUGCCGCUGGUGACUGUCCACUGCGACUGGGAGGAUGUCACGCACAGACUUCACAGCGUUAACCACGUCACCGCGAUAGCAUCGGCACUGAAGAAAGAUUUGCAGCAAGCGGAGCUGGUGUUGCGAAGUAAGCACCAAACUCCUGAAGGGAGGAAGGAGGUGGCAGACAUCUUGCAAGACACACUGACGAAGCUGAUUGACGCGUGUAGGGCGCCCUUGCCAGCCGUGGACCCUGUUCGCCACGUCGAGACGUCGCUGGACCGCCACCUGAGGGACCGACGCAGACUCGAGUUGGACCAAAUCGCGAUGUCGUGUCAGGACCUCGAUACCUCAGAACACCAGUCCGUCCUGGAGGAACUGCAGGCCGUCCUCACCCUUCUGGAGGACCUGGCUGUUGAACCUCAGAAUAGCAUCCCUGACGUCUUCCUGUGGCUCAUGAGCGGAACGCGACGCCUCGCCUACGUCAGGAUUCCCGCCCACGCCGUCCUUUAUUCCCACGACCUGGCCGCCCAGGGAGAGCUGGCCGGGAAGUUCAAUACCUACACCCUCUGCUACCCAGACAAGGAUGAGAGCUUCGUGGGCGGCGUCGUGCGGGCGUCGGUGUGGCUCGGGCAGGAGGCGGACGUCAGGUCCUGGUGGGACAACAGGCCAGACGUCCAGCUCACCGUGUAUGCCGAGUCGUAUGAGAAUCAGGUGAUCGCCGUGCCCGGCAGCGGCAAGUGGGGCACCAGCGGCCUCCUGCUCACGCGCCCCGCCUUCUCCGACGCCGACGGGCGCCUCAGCCUCCCUCGCGAAGCCUUCCCGGAGCCCGAGGGAUGGAAGUUCCAAGGGGACUGGAUCGUCGACCCGGACCCCAGUGUGAAGUACGAGGCGGAUGCAGGGCGACAGCUGUUCACGGAGGAGGUGUACGAGCAGCAGAUGCGCAUGCCGGGCGGGACGUGGCUCCCCGCCCCCUCCAACACGUGGACCGACGCCCGCGGCGACCCCGCGUCCAAGCGAGAUGAGAUCGCUUGUCCGGACGGAUGGAAGUGGCGGGACUUGUGGUCGUAUGACCUGCAACGCGCGGUGGACGGCGAGGGCUGGGAGUACACCGUGGAGAGCGGCCUGGUGGGCUGGUCGCCGCAGGAGAAGAUCUACCACGUGACCCGCAGGAGGAGGUGGAUUCGCGAGCGCUUCCUGGUUCACAAGGUCGAAAAGCACCAGGAGGUAGGCCAGGUAGAGGGCUGGGAGUACGCCCCCCUGUUCCGCCUGCAGUUCCACGCCCUCGAGAGGAAGGUGGACAUGGUGAGGCGCCGAAGGUGGAGGAGGCGCCUUGUGCCCGCCCAGCCCGGAGGAGCCCCGCCCACGCCAAGACUCGUCGUGAAGGCGGGAGAUGGCGAUGACGCAAUCACGCAGCUCACGUGCCCACGGAUGUACGUGGUGAGUGCCGAGCGCCACACGUUCCAGCUCCGUGCGCACUUGUACCAGGCACGUGACUUGCCGGCGGGAGACAAGACAGGGCUUUCGGACCCCUACGCCGUGGUGAGCUUCUGCGCAGGAACACAGCAGACGGAGAAAGAGCGGGCGACGCUGUGUCCUACGUGGGACCAGACGCUAAUCUUUGACGACGUGAAGCUGGCGGGCCCCGUGCUCACCACCCGCACGCAGGCGCCACAGGUGGUCGUUGAGGUCUUCGACUGGGAUGCCAGGGGCGCCCCGGAAUUCCUUGGGCGUGUGUUCUGCUCUCCUACCAUGGUCGAACUGGGCGAGGCGUACCAGUCACUGCCUCUGAAGUGGUACCCGCUCUCGCGAGGGAAGGACAAGCAAGGUGAGCUCCUGGCGUCUUUCGAGCUCCUCCCGAAGGACACGGCGGAGGAGCUGCCCAUUCUCCCCCCGACGCGCGGAGACUUCUACAUGGUUCCCUUCGGCGUGAGGCCCCUCCUGCAGAAGACCAGGGUUGAGGUGCUGUGCUGGGGCGUCCGCAACAUGUCCACCUUCGAGCUGCAGUCCGUGACGCGUCCGUCGAUCGAGUUCGAGUGCGGCGGCGAGCGGGUGACGUCACCCAUCAUGGCCAACCUCAGAGUCAACCCAAAUUUCGACAAGCCUCACCUGGUCUUCGAUGUGGAACUCCCGAAAGAGGACCUGUACAUGCCGCCGCUGACCCUGCGCGUGGUCGACCACCGGGCCUUCGGGAGCAAGCCUGUCGUGGCCACCGCCGUGGUGUCCGACCUUCACCAGUACACCGUGGAGCCCAAAUCUGCAAGGAAGAAGCGGAAGGGAAAAAGGGUCCCUUCGCACCUCAGAGAGAGCUUGCCAGCCACCACUCUGCCGCUGCUGGACUCCAAGGCGGCUAAGGAAAAGGCUGACUUCGCCCACUCACGCCCGUCUUUGAGUCAUGCGCAGGCUGCCAGGGAGCCAGGUACAGUGGAUACAGACAUCGACUGGUGGGCCAAGUAUUAUGCGUCGUCGGGCCAGUCCAACCGCUCCGGGGCCUAUCUGUCCAAGGGAUACGAGAAGAUGGAGGUGCUGUCAGGAGCCUUGGAGGACGAGAUCAGGUUCUCCGGUUUCCGCGACCUCGUGGACACCGUGAAGUUGUUCCGGGGGCGCGGAGAACAGGCUCAAUUCGCCGGCGAGUUCAAGGGCACCUUCCGCGUGUAUCCCCUGAACCAAGAGGAAGGCGACGACCAACCGCACCUCCUGUCCGGCUUCCCUUCCCCCGACCCGCAGGAGGUGAUCGCGCGAGUCUACGUGGUGCUGGGGACGGACCUGGCACCCAAGGACGCCGGGGGUUCCUCUGACCCCUACGUCACGGUCAAGUUCGGGAAGACGAAGAGGUCCUCCAAGGACGACUUCCGCCCCAACACACUCAACCCCGUCUUCGGACACGUGUUUGAAGUUGGAGGAACUCUGCCUCUCCACAAGGACCUUCUGGUGCAGGUAUGGGACCGCGACCUCGCCUCCUCGGAUGACCUCAUCGGAGAGACCACCAUUGACCUGGAAAACCGCUUCCUCACCCGGCACCGUGCCACGUGUGGGCUCCCGAGGCAGUACCAUGUGAGCGGCUCCAACGCCUGGAGAGACGCGGAGACUCCCUUCGAGGUGCUGGCUGAGGUUGCCAAGCUGAGGAACCUCGAGGCGCCCGUGUGGCAUGCUCAGCCCCCUGCCAUUGCCGUCGCGGGGAACAGCUACCCUCUCACGGAGUUCGAAUCCCCUGACGCGUCGCUGCCAUCCACCGUGGGUCCUCCGAAGGAGCGUCUGGCUCUCUACAUUCUGCACAAGCACUUCGCGCUGGUGCCCGAACACGUGGAGUCCCGCGCCCUCAUGCACCCUGCUCGGCCCGGCGUUCCCCAGGGGCAGCUGCGCCUGUGGGUCGACCUCUUCCCUGCCUCCGCACAGCCACUGCCUCCGCCCGUGGACAUCACGCCACGGCGCCCUCGCAAAUAUACGCUGCGAGUAGUCGUGUACAAUGUGUUCGAAGCGCCGCUCCAGGAGACCAGCUUAGUCGGACGGGAAAAGAUGAGCGACGUGUACGUGAAGGGCUGGCUGCAGGGAACCAAGAACGUGCAGAAGACAGACAUCCACUACAGGUGCAUGGACGGAGAGGCGAACUUCAACUGGCGCCUCGUCUACGACCUGGACAUGAUGGAGGCGGAGCAGAUGAUGGUGGUGGAGCACAAGGAGCACCCGUGGAGCCUCCACACCACGCAGCAGAGGCGGCCUCCUCAGCUCACGCUCCAGCUCUGGGACAACGACCUGAUCCUCAGGGAUGACUAUCUGAGCGAGAUGACCCUCGACCUGUGCCGCAUGCCGAAGCCAGCGAAGCGCGUGGGCGACGUCGGGCCCGAGCAGGUGCCGCAGAUGCAGGGCGACGGCGACGCCAACAGCGUGGCCAUCACGCUGCUCGACGACCACUCGACCGCCGUCAACCUGUUCGAGGCCAAGCGCCUCUACGGCUUCUUCCCCUUCGUCAGGGUCACCGAGGGCGUCACCGAGAUAGCGGGUAAGAUUGAGAUGGAGUUGGAGGUGCUGACGGAGGAGGAGUCGAAGACGAGGCCAGCGGGCAUGGGUCGAGACGAGCCCAACAUGAACCCCAAGUUGCCAGAACCCAAUCGCCCCGCCACCUCCUUCCUGUGGAUCACCUCGCCGUGGAAGUCGUUCAGACACGUCGUCUGGAAGAACUACAAGUGGUACUGCAUCACGCUGGUCGUCCUCGCACUCCUGUUCCUUUUCCUGUUCCUCCUCCUCUAUUCGCUGCCGGGCGCCACCAUCGACUACCUCAUCGGCGUGGAUUAAGGAAAUCAACGGCGUGGGUGUCGCUGCCUGUGCGCGUGUGUGUGUUCUUCCAGUAUGUGGGUAGAGAAGAGCAGGGUGUCGAGAUUUUACUGGGACUUCAUCUUGACAUCUUUACGCGAUGGAAAGACAGAUUAAUCGUAUAAAAAGGAGAGAUUUACUAUAAAAGUAGAAACAACUGUUUUUUUUAUCAAAACGAUCCAGUAAUAGCUUAACAUUUAUCAAACAUUUAUCUUUAAUUAACAUUUCUCAUCUUUUAUAUAUACUAGACACUAGUUGAAUAAAAAAGUUGUUAAAAUUUACUAGAUAUACUAUAUACAUGACAAAGAUAUACUAUGUAUAU
Messenger RNA from Penaeus indicus, 6295 nucleotides. Its product is annotated as myoferlin-like. Gene Ontology annotation, cellular component: membrane. Gene Ontology annotation, biological process: membrane fusion; plasma membrane organization. The transcript is spliced from 42 exons. The record is from RefSeq and is a predicted model, not a curated record. NCBI's taxonomy places the organism in Eukaryota, Metazoa, Arthropoda, Malacostraca, Decapoda, Penaeidae. The coding region runs from base 1 to 5955 and encodes 1984 amino acids.